This is a messenger RNA of Bemisia tabaci, 3748 nucleotides long. RefSeq names its product mediator complex subunit 24 (gene MED24). Gene Ontology annotation, cellular component: mediator complex. Gene Ontology annotation, molecular function: transcription coregulator activity. Lineage: Eukaryota; Metazoa; Arthropoda; Insecta; Hemiptera; Aleyrodidae. The record is from RefSeq and is a predicted model, not a curated record. Gene Ontology annotation, biological process: positive regulation of transcription initiation by RNA polymerase II.
UCGCAUUUCAUUUUCGGUUUUCGGCUUCGGCUUUUCUGGGGUUUUUAUCUGUCACAAUUUUUCCGGAUAUUUUUCUCGGGUUGUUUUUCAUUUUUUGAAGUAUUUCCCCACUACAGACUCUUCGACUCUUCCGUUUUCCAUCAGCAGAUCGUUCAACAUCUGCGGUACUAAAGUGGACGUGGGACAGGACAGGACACGGGGCCCGUUUGGGUCGGUUCGCAAUUUAUGAUGGUGCAUCUCUUGACUCUGAUAUUUGUCCGAUGAUGAUCUAGCACCAAAGCUACAAUGGAAAUCAGUAAAGUGACAAGCAAAACCAGCAGUCUCAAAGCCCUAGUGCUGAAAGCAUGGCGAGAAAGGUGGACAGACUUACAAUGGGGUAUUCACAUUAAAACGAUUUUACCACGAGGAGUAAGUGGAGAUGUCUAUAACCUUGCAGACUGCAUUCUUCAGCAAGCCCUUGUUGGAUUUGGACCAAACCAACUGGUUUUGUCUUACCUCAAGCAUUGUCUAUGCUGUCAGUUGGUGUCACAUGCAGCUGUGCUGCAAAGGAUCAGCAAGUUUACAAGUUUUAACAAGCACCAUUGCGUCAUCAGUCUUUUAGAACUUCUCGAAACAAUCCAGCCUGGUAUUACCUGUCGUGGCAAACCGGAGGAAGGAGUUUUAGCAUCAGCGGUCCUCUCAUUAACGCACUGGUUGCUUCAAUGCUACCAACAGUACCUGAACAAUUCUUCGGAGUUGCAAGCAGAGAUACUUAGCAAAACUGUCAGCAUCCUGGAGGAGAUGCUCAAAUGUGAUUUUACCGUCGCGAUGCUCUACCUUGGCAAACAUGAGGACAAGGAUGUUUUUAAAGAGAUCAUUGGAAAGUGUAAAGAACUGGAAGAGGUUCUUCAAACUCCCACUACUGAACAUGGAAAGUCAGUAUUGACCUCGAUCAAGACAAUUUGCAAUUUGGAAGUUGGACCGGGUGGGUUCUCAUCGAAUCAGGGAAAAACGGUCGACAUUAGUGAACCACUAACUCACUGUAUUCAACCCCUUUUGGCAAUUGAUGCUCUUCGUAGUGUGAACACGGAUACACAAUUUUUUGUCAACCAGUUGCUCCUAGUUCAAUGUUUAAAGUCCUACUCAGAUAAAAGAUUAUAUUGUGAAUUAAUCAGAGCUUCUAUGAUGUGCCUCAAUGAUGCUUUGGGUACUAAUGAAGAAUCAUUUUGGGGAGCUUUCAAUUUUUUGAAAGUUCCUUGCAUCCUGCAAAGUUUACACAGUUCCAAGAGUAAAAACGGUAGUAGUGAUACAUCAAUUGUAGAAAGUUUCGAACUACUGCUGCAAUAUUAUCCUUUACUUGACAUAAUGGACACAAGAUGUGAUUGCGCCUGCAUUGAGUGUUUCCUGCAAGAACUAGGAAAAAUCAAUUUAAUAACCGAGCCCCAAAUCAAAGCCAUAGCAGCAUCAAGAGAGGUAGCAGUAUCAAAUUUACAUAGGACAGAAGCAAGUCAAGCCGAAAAUACUCCAACAACAAUGCCCAUCUCUAAAGUAAUUAUCAAAGCUGAACAAACGUUAGAUGGCAUGUUAAUGGCUCUGGAUGCUGAAUACUCCAAAAUACUGGAAAGUAUACCUGGUGUACUUUGCCAUGUCUUGAAAAGUUUUGAGUUGAUGGUUGCUGUGGCCAUUGUUAAAGGAAAACUUCAAACGUUUGUGUCCAAGUUAAUAAAAUUCAACGAGUGCACCAAACAUGUUGUUUCGGCUGAUACGCAAACAGCUGAGAAGAAAGCCAUGUUGUUCGAUAUUACAUUUUUAAUGCUUGUCUCAAUAGUCCAGCGAUUUGGCACCCAGGGUGUUCUACCGGACAAGAGCUCAGAUUCCUUCUUUGAACAGUGGGUUCGAGAUUGUCUAAUUGAACAAUUCCCCAAACCACCGGACAAUAUUUUGAAUCUUUGUGAUGCAGAGAAAGUGACUGCCCUCCUAGCUUUAUUGAACUCUCCAAAACCUGACUGGAAAAUGGGUCAAGUGCGAUGGCAUGAACAUUGUAUCAACGUUUCUGGUGCCAUCAAAGAAGUACUCAUUGCCUGGCAGUACAACGCUUUGUCAAGCUCAGACGUCAAACGCUUCCUGGAUGCAAUGAGAUCUCAGAUGCUCUGUCUUCCCGUUUGUGCGACUGUUUGGCUUUGCUCCUACAUGCAUAUUUUACACCAAGAUGAAUUAUUAAAGCCAAUGAACAUGGUAAAACAAUUUUUAAGUCCGUUUGUAAACGAAGAAGCAUACCAGCAAGAUAGUUUUAAUGAAAGAUCACAACUUAUGGCUCAAAUUAUCAAGAAAAUGUUGUAUGAGUUACAUCCUCCACCCUGUACUAAAUCGAAACCUAUCAUUCUACAAUAUGGAUUGGUUUGGAAAAGACCAAUGAAAGAUCUGUUGGACAUUGUGUGGGACAACAUGAUGGAGAAUGGAUGGCUCAGUAUUGAAGAUACACGUGUCCUAAACAGCUUAUAUUACAUCUGUGGCUCAGAAUGGCUUGUUCGAUAUUUAAUUGUGGAACUGAUGACACUUAAAUAUUCAGACAACCUGAAUGUUGGAGUUGACAUGAUUUUUGCAAUCUUUCACUUAGAUAUUGAGCAAUGUACCAUCAAUCUUUUGCGAUACGUCACAAAUCUAUUGCACAGCGUUAAGCAGUGUAAAGAGUUCAUUGAGCCUCAGUCCUCUGCUGUUGCCAAGCUUUGUACUUACUGUAUCUACGCUGCCAUCCAGGCCCAAAGCAACAAAGCAAGCUCCUCAAGGAAAAGAACACGGAAAGAAAUGGAGGCAGCAGAUGACAUAGAGGAAGAGCUGUGUCCUACAAAUAAGAUUCUUCGACUAGGCAAUGGAAUGGAAUCCUCACAAGGCAGUGAUAGCUCUCUUGGUUUUCUUAACGGGUCAAAAUCUUCAUCAUCCAGUGACACGCAUACGCCAAUAAAAGAACCGCUUUUAGAGGCAUUGCAGAUCUUAUUCAAAAGCCUGUCAUUCAUCUCAGCCCAGAGUUGUGUCUCUCAGCGAACACAUUUUGUCUUUGCUUUUAUUAAAUCACUCGUCCUAUGUGGGAAACAGAGGUCCAAGAUUGUUUUGGAGCACAUGCCAAAUAAUUUGAUACCAAAGCUGAUGUGUGCUCUUCCAGAACUGUUCACGACUAAUUUGAUCCUUCAGCUGUAUGAUUUAAACACACCUAUGGGAAGGAAGACGACAGCACGUGACCUUGCUCUCUUAAGAAAUAUCCAAAUGAAUUCACUUGUUGUGGGCAACGUGUGAUGCUUGAUGCAACUGGAGGGUUUUUCCGCAAGUUUAUAAGGUUCAUAAUUGAUUCUUAAAGUUUGGAACCAGUUAAGAAUGGCCAUCAGGUUAUAACAAAAAUAAAGAAAUGUGUUCCUCUCCUCCUGGCCACUUGAGGGAUCUGAUUUAAAAUUGUUUUCUACACGGACAGGAAGAUUAUUGAAUUAGUUAUUGCAUUCUCUGGUUAUCAUGUAGAAAGAUCUCAUCUUGCUUCAAAGAACACUGUAGAUGCAUGUAAAAUUAAGCCAAUGUAUCAUCUCAUAUGAAUUUGUAUCAUAUGUUUCACAAAUAUCACAAAAAAAAUACAUUACUUUUUUGUAAAUUAUGAUGUAAAUACAUUACAGUACCUUUAAGUUAAAUGUGCGUUCAAGAAUGAAUCACUUCUAUUUGUAUUUAUUGUUGUUGUCAUUGUAUGUAUUUUGAAAAAAAAGGGUCUAGUAAAUUUUCAUUUUCUAAA